UCACUUCCGGUCAGCACUGAGCACAUCCUCGCGUCCCUCCGCGGAGUCAAGUAGUUCUCACGUUCAACGUCCGCGUGCUGCGGUUUAAUCACUGAACUUUGGUCCCGUUUGAAAAAUGUCCGUCGUGAAAACGGUCGACGUGAACUUCUCCCGCGGUCACGAGCUGACGAGCGUUUCUUUUUAGUUUUUCUACGUAGUAAGUUAUUUGGCGCGAAAUGUGCGGAUGACGAAGGGGGAAAGGGGGAGGAGUCUGAGUAUUUAAAGUGCGGCGAGCAGCUGUUUGCGGUGAAUCACGCAGAGACUUCAGAGCGGCGCGCUGCGGGAUCGAUACCUGCUGUGACCGGUCGACAACAGGUCACCUGACCGAUCAUCGACGCGAGGAGGACGUCAUCCGGACGUCAUCGGCCUCACGCACUUGGAUCUGACUGGAGUUCUCUUCUGGGAGAGAUAACGGCGACCGCGAUGACGCAGGUGUUGACCAGCACCAACUACGAUUAUGACUACGACGCGGUCCAGCCGUACUUCUUGGACGGCGAGGAGGAGGACUUCUACCCUCCCCCUUGUAGCCAGCUCCUCCUGGGCCCCGGUGAGGACAUCUGGAAGAAGUUCGAGCUGCUGCCGACGCCGCCCCUCUCCCCCAGCAGGAGGCCGCCCCCGCCCCCGUCUGGCGUCCCGCUGUCCGACCUGCUGGACGAGGGUCGCAGCCCGUCGGCAGCCUUCCUCCAGUCCUUCAUCAUUCAGGACUGCAUGUGGAGCAGCAGCUUCGCCGCUGCCACCAAGCUGGAGAAGGUGGUGUCCUUGAGGCUGGCCCUGCUCCGGUCCCGCCGGGACUCGUCCACCGCCAACAACAACAACAACAACAACAACAACAACAACGCUACGACAGACGGAGCAGCUGCUGGGCCGGUGGGCGGGGCUCAGGUGAACCUGCAGGACAAAGCAGCCACAGACUGUGUCGACCCGUCCGCCGUGUUUCCGCACUCCGCCCUGAGCGGGAGGAGCGGUGACGGAGCGGCGAAGGAGGCGGGAUCAGAGCUGUGUCUGGACUCGCCGCCACUCAGCAGCAGUGACCGUGAUUCAGGAGGAGGAGGAGGAGGAGGAGGAGGAGAUGAGGAUGAAGAGAUCGACGUGGUGACGGUCGACAGGCGGAAGGUGUCACGGCGGUCGACCUCCUCCCCGCUCGUCCUGAAACGCUGCCACGUUAACGUCGACCAGCACAACUACGCCGCCGCCCCGCAGCCCUCGGCUCAGUCCGCUGGGAAGCGGCCCAGGUCGGAGUUCACCUGCGCGAGCGGCCGCCGCAGGUGCUGGAGUCCGCGGUCGGAGGGCGAAGAAGAAGAAGACGACGACGACGACGACAGACGCACGACUCACAACGUGCUGGAGAGGCAGCGACGCAACGAGCUGAAGAUGAGCUUCGCCGCUCUGAGGGACGAAAUCCCAGCGGUGGCCAACAACGAGAAAACGGCCAAGGUGGCGAUCCUGAAGAGGGCGACGUCGUUCGUCGGCGAGCUACGAGAGGAGGAGCGGCGGCUGCGGACGGUGAAGGAGGAGCUGAGGAAGAGGAGCAGAGCGACGAAACGCAGACUGGAGCAGCUCAGGACUUUACGUUAACCGUCUGAUUAUAAUGUUUAUGUCACAUUUUCAACGUUGAACAUCCAACAGUUAAAUAUUAGUUUAUUAAUAUAUAUGACCACCGGAGCUGCAACGAAACAGACGUCCACAAUCUCACAUCAAGAACAAGACGAAGAACAACAGAGACCAGGAUUCACUGACUUUGUUUGUAUUUAUUCCAUUUUUUAUCUACAACUUUGCACCUUUUUUAUUAGUAUGAAUAAAAAAAGUUUUGUACAAAA
This is a messenger RNA of Scophthalmus maximus (turbot), 1856 nucleotides long. RefSeq names its product transcriptional regulator Myc-B-like. The record is from RefSeq and is a predicted model, not a curated record. The transcript has 3 exons. Gene Ontology annotation, biological process: regulation of transcription by RNA polymerase II; positive regulation of cell population proliferation. Bases 463 to 1614 code for a protein of 383 amino acids. Gene Ontology annotation, molecular function: DNA-binding transcription factor activity, RNA polymerase II-specific; RNA polymerase II cis-regulatory region sequence-specific DNA binding; protein dimerization activity. NCBI's taxonomy places the organism in Eukaryota, Metazoa, Chordata, Actinopteri, Pleuronectiformes, Scophthalmidae.